Messenger RNA from Hypomesus transpacificus, 1187 nucleotides. RefSeq names its product neuroguidin, EIF4E binding protein (gene ngdn). The coding region runs from base 84 to 1040 and encodes 318 amino acids. The record is from RefSeq and is a predicted model, not a curated record. NCBI's taxonomy places the organism in Eukaryota, Metazoa, Chordata, Actinopteri, Osmeriformes, Osmeridae. Gene Ontology annotation, biological process: maturation of SSU-rRNA from tricistronic rRNA transcript (SSU-rRNA, 5.8S rRNA, LSU-rRNA). The transcript has 11 exons. Gene Ontology annotation, cellular component: small-subunit processome; nucleolus.
CAGAAGGCUUUCCAGAAGGCAUGUGCGAUCGAAAUUUACCUUCAUAGAAAUGUCCCUCGACGUACCCUGUAGCCCUUCUUAAAAUGGCUGCUUCCAAGGACAACGAUUUAAUUGACAGUGAUGUACCAAAAGCAGUGUGUCUCCUGAACAAUCUCACAGAGCAGGUGGCUGCAGUGACCAGUCAUAUCAGAGACUUGCUGAAGAAAACACAAGAUGGAGUUUACCAAACAGCGAAGGGCUUGUCGUUCCUGGACCUGAGAUACCAGCUCCUACUUUUCUACCUGCAAGACGUCACCCACCUAAUUAGCAUCAAGUCUCAGGGGGGCAGCAUGGGAGAGAGCAGUGCCCUUCAAAGGCUCAUCACCGUCAGAACAGUUCUGGAGAAGAUGCGACCUCUGGACCAGAAGCUGAGGUACCAGAUAGACAAGCUGGUGCGCACGGCUGUGACUGGUGGCCUAGCGGAAAAUGAUCCCCUUCAUUUUCGCCCAAAUCCGGAGAAUCUCAUCAGCAAACUCAGUGAAUCUGAAGACUCUGGUGACGAUACUGGGACAAAAACCGACGAGUUUGGGAAGAAGGCGCCCUCUAGUGACAGGAAAUAUGUGCCUCCCAAGAUUGCCCCCAUGCACUAUGAGGGCGACUUGACGGAGGCGGACAGGAAGAAGGAGCAGGCGGACAGGCAGCGUAGGGCCGCGCUGCGCAGCUCAGUCAUCCAGGAGCUCCGGCAGCAGUACAGCGACGCUCCGGAGGAGAUCAGGGAACGCCGAGACUUCCAGACGGAACGUCAGGGCCGCGACGAGCAGCACAGGAAGAACUUUGAGGAGGCCAUGAUGGUGCGUCUGGCCGUGCCCAAACGAGACCGGGCUGUGCGGAAGAGAGGCAUGCUGGGAAUGUCCGGACAGCUGAGCGGAAUCACACGCUUCAGUGACAUCACCGCUCUGACGGGGGGGGAAGGCCAGGAUGUAGACAACCCCCGACCCAAGAAGAAGAAGAAACUAAUGAAGAAGAAAACCAAGAGGAAGGCUUUCAAGAAACACAGAUAGUUGGAGAAAGUUCCAGGACCCCAUGAUGCAUAUCCUGUUCAGAUCACCGACCUCACAAUCACCCACCAUACCAUGUGUUGCAUUUGCCUUUACUUUGAAAAUCCAUUACAUUCUUAUCUUUGAAUAAUAAAAUCUCAUGAGAUGAAA